This is a messenger RNA of Amphiprion ocellaris (clown anemonefish), 4329 nucleotides long. RefSeq names its product carboxyl-terminal PDZ ligand of neuronal nitric oxide synthase protein. Gene Ontology annotation, molecular function: nitric-oxide synthase binding. The record is from RefSeq and is a predicted model, not a curated record. Bases 522 to 2528 code for a protein of 668 amino acids. The transcript is spliced from 11 exons. Lineage: Eukaryota; Metazoa; Chordata; Actinopteri; Pomacentridae.
AACUUGGUGGCUGGCUCUCCUCCCAGCUCCGGGUUGCAUCAUGCUUGGGAACUUCUCUCCAAUGAGGGACCUGCUUUGUGCUUUGUGGAGGGAGAGAGAGGGAGAGAGAGGUGGGGAGAGAGAGAGGGGGAGGCAGGGUGCAGCGUUGCCACCAACAGGACGGGAUUCAAAAAAUAUAUACCCAGAGCGAGCAGCCAACAUCACCUGCGGAGGGAAUACAAGGAACAUCUGAUCCUGUGGCUCCGGGGAAAAAAAAAAAAAAAAACAGUCGUCCGUGCGUCCUGACCAGACGCAUAUGUGGACGGAGACCCUGAAGUGCGCUGAGGAGAAAAAGGAGCGCGCAGUUGUGUCCUUCUUGGGACCUUUUGAGGCGCAAAGCAGCAACAAUGGACUGCGUUUCCAGUGGGAACUCACUCCUGGAGCCGCGCUGCGCACACACAUGGGGAUUGUAGCGACGCAGAGCCGCUCGGUGUUUGUGCGUUUAGUUGUUGAACUGUGUUUGGUCGGUUGAAAAGCCCGGGAUGCCCGCCAGGAACAGGUACAACCUGGUGGACGAUGUGGCGGACUCGAGGCUGCCGCUGCACAACGAGGAAGCUUAUCAGCAUGGGAUAUAUUUCCAAGCCAAGUACGUGGGGAGUCUGGACGUACCGAGGCCCAACAGUCGGAUGGAGAUUGUGGCGGCCAUGAGGAGAAUCAGGUAUGAAUUCAAGGCUAAGAACAUCAAGAAGAAGAAGGUCAGCAUUGUGGUGUCUGUGGACGGGGUCAAGGUGAUGCUGAGGAAGAAACAGAAAAGAAAAGAAUGGACGUGGGAUGAGAGCAAAAUGCUGAUCAUGCAUGAUCCAAUAUACAGGAUUUUCUACGUCUCUCAUGACUCCCAAGACUUGAAGAUCUUCAGCUAUAUUGCAAGAGAUGGCUCCAGUAACUCCUUCAGAUGUAAUGUCUUCAAAUCAAAGAAGAAGACUCAGGCCAUGCGUAUCGUGCGGACAGUCGGCCAGGCGUUUGAGGUGUGUCAUAAGCUCAGUCUGCAGCAUGCAGAGCAGGAUGCUGAUGGACAGGCGGACGGGGAGAGUGACAAGUCAACUGAGGAGCCCAGCAGCAACGGUCGUAAACUGACGGGAGCAGAGCGAGGGGAGGAGGACGAGGACGGCAAACACAGAGGGAGACGGGGAGGAGAAGAUCCGUCAGCUGGAGCCUCACUGUGCGAGAAGGCAGUCAGUGAGAUUUUGCAGAGCCUGGCUGAGCUGAAUGUCGUCAAACCUGGACAGACCAUCAUGGACUUUGAUCGAAGGUCCGUCUACACUGUGACAUCCCAGGGCGUCACUCCCAGCAGCCCUUGCUCUCCGUCUCUCACUCCGCUGGCCUCACAGCACUACCUGCAGCUCCUCCAGCAGCAGCUGCAGCAGCAACAGCAGCACACGCAGGUGGCCGUGGCUCAGGUGCAGCUGUUGAAAGAUCAAAUGGCGGCAGAGACGGCUGCCCGUAUGGAGGCUCAGGCCCGCGUCCACCAGCUGCUGCUGCAGAACAGGGACCUGCUGCAGCACCUGGCCCUGCUGGUGCAGCAGCUGAAAGAGCUGGAGGCCCGCUACCCCAGAGCAGCGCAGGCAGGACAGCCGCCACAGGAGCCUCAAGCUAAUGGGCACAAUGGCCAACAGUCAGCGAGCAGCUCAGUUUCUACAUCCGUAAAGUCUCUCUCCUUGAAUCUGAAGAAUCACUACAGUCAGACCCUGGAGCAGCUCAUCACCUCCACACCUGCAUGGCCUCUCCAAGCCUCACCCCUCUCCUCCACACAGGUGGACUGUGCCGAGUCCUACCUCAACCUGCUCAACCUGGAGAACAGCACCAGACCAGCAGCCUCAGUGGACGACCUGGACCCGUUCAUCGGGGCCGACGGCACCGCCGACAAUAAGGAGAACUCCUGCAACGAGAUCGUCCCGUUCACGUCGAGAAACUCUGCCAGCAUGGAUGAAAAGUGUGAACAGAUAAUCCCCAAGCUUGACCCUCCUCCACCCUCCAUGAACCGCAAGAGGGCGAGCAGGACAUUGUCUCCGGGAUCAGAGGUCAUAGCUGUGCCCACGCCUGGAGAGGCCACCGCUAAUGAUGCAGCACCGAGCCGCAGCAGCAGCCUCUCCUUCCCAGACAUCACCCCCAGCUCCCUGUCAUCCGCUGAUUUCCACUCCCUCAGCAACGGCGAGAGCAGCUCCUGUUCUGCCAGCGAGGACUCGGGCGUCCGAUCCGAGACCAAGUCGCUGCUGUCGCCCCUGCGUGACGACGACGACCUGUUCGGGGACCGCGGGACGUUUUUAACGGCCUCCAGCGGCUGCGACAGCCCCGUGGAGGAGGGUGGGGAAGUGUCGCCAUCCGAGUCGUAUCCUCCCGAACCCUCCACCCUCACCUCACAUUCGGACACCUGCGAUCACCCACUGCCUUUCUCCUCUCCUAUGAAUGAUACCUGCCUCCACAUCAGUUUCUCGGAGGAUGAGCUGCUGGAGAGCAGCCAAGAGGACCCUGCUGUCCCACAGCGGAGUUAGGAACACGUUCCUCCUUUUAAAUCAGUACUUGUCAGACCCUCCUAUGUUUGCACUGGGCUCCAUUUCAGGACCUUUAAUUGUUUCAUCCACUUGUGACACAGUACAAACAUAACAUACACCAGUUACUGAGAAGUACUCUGUUGUAUAAAUUAUUAGCCAAUGGACAGAUUUAGUAUUUUUGUAAUGGAAUUAAUGAUCUAAUUUGCUUUUUAGUGGCUAGAAUGUUAAGCAGAAUACAUGUAGCAAUUCUUGCACUGUUAAAGUCACACAUAAUUUACCGUAGAGUUGCGAAACAACAAGGGAACACAUUUUAUUUUUGCUAGUAGUCAUUUAAAACAUCAUUUUGUAUGAUGCUUCACUGUGGUACAAACUAUUGUGGAAAGCCUAUUUUCUGCAGAUUUCACAGAGUGAUACAUGCAAAUGUUGGUGAUGUUGGGAAAAGCCUCUAUUUCUGCAAAGCACCUGGAUGGAUGAUGGAAAGAAAAGAACAAGAAAGUCAGUAAAGGGAAAAAUGGGAGGAUAGAGGUGAGCAGAUGUAGCUGUGUUUUGGUUUCUUCACAACCAUUUGGGGCUGUGUAUAAUGUUUCUGUGCUGUCAGAGACAAGUCAGUUUUAGAAUGUGUUUCCUUGCUCUCUAUUUUGGGGUUUUCAGACUUGUAGGCCUUAAAAUAGGAUUGGGAAAGUUAGUGAAGGUAUUCUGUGUUCUGUAUUGCAUCAAUUCUUUAUGUAGAAUGGCUGCAGUCCUUUGAAAACUAAAGGGAUUUUUGCAUUGAAUUUAAAGUAUUGUAGUUGUGAGAAACAGCACAGGAAGAAAGUAUACCUUCAAACAUUGACGGGACGAGCGAGUAGCCAUGAAAGCUUUGGAUUGCAACUGUCUGAGUGGGGAGUCUGUGUUAAAAUGAACCCUGAGACUCAAUGGGAAGAUAAUUGGGAGAUCACAGAGGACUCUAGAGAAAGACAGUUUGGCAGAUGGAUUUUUCUCUUCUGUGCCUCUCUUUGUGAAAACCUGAAUUUCCAACAAAUGUGCUUCAUUUUCAAAUCUCUGGAUUAAGUUGACAUUGUUGCAAAUCAUGCAGUGUAUUAUAUCCUGUCUUGACAUGCGUGUAAUUUAACCUGAACGGUGGUAACAUCGUUUUAACUUUAUUAACACACAUCAGUGUAGAGCUGCAACAAGCUGUUGAUCAAUUAGUUGAUGAACAGAAAAUACAUUUGCAAUUAUUUAAAUUAUUAAUACAUUUUUAACACCAUAAUGGUAGAUCAGUUGAUUAUGAAAACAGCUGUUAGUUGCAGUCUUGUAUAAGUAUAUAGAAAACAAGGGUGUUGUUGAGCUGAAUAUAUGUGAAACGCAGGUGAAAUUAAAAUUAAUCAAUAGUUUUAGGUAAAAUUUUGGCAAAUAUGCCAAAAUGUCCUGGUUCUUGCAUCUAAGAUAUGGAUAUUUACUUAACAUUUUAUGCUUUUUAUUCAAUAUAACUGGUGGAAAAAUAAUCAGCAAAUGACUGAUAAUGUUUGUCUGUUCCACCGACAGCAGUAGCUGUUUAAAUUUACAUUUAAAGGGAUUCUGCUGCUUAGUUAAUGGUGUUACAUUAAGUGUACCAGGGUUAUCUUUGACGGGUAGAAAUGAAAAUUAAUGAACUCGAGAGUUAAGUAGAUGAAGUGUUGCAGGGGUGUGAAGGUGCAGGGAUAAAAACUUUUUAUACUCCAAAAAGAGGCUUUUCCCAACAUUGCAUGUGGCAGGGAGCUUAACAGCAAUAACACAUGGAUGAAAAAAAUAAUAAAGAGGAAUAGUUGAAAAGCAUCCACAA